CAUGAAGAUGCUGUCAACUUUGUUUUUGGUAAUAGAAGAUGCUGCUAUCUAAUUAUUAAAUGAAACCUUUAAGAAUAAAUAUUCCUUUUCUUUCACCAAAAUUAAAUUUAAAUAAUUUCACACUAGUUUCAUCUUUAACCAAUCAAAUUCUUUAAUCUCUCAAUUGAUAAUCAAAUUCAAAGGUUACUUAACCUAUAAGAUCUACAACUUAUAAGUAGUCAAAAUCAAGCAAGAAAAAUAUCUUUGCUUUGAUUGAAUUUCAACAGGUAUGGUUUCAAAAGCAGUAAUAGUGUUAAUCAUAGGUCUUCUAGGAAUGGUUUAUCAAGCAACUCAACUUCCAGCACCAAAGAGUAAUGAUUAUGAUUCAGUUGUUGAUGAUGAAGAAAAUGGUUUUAUGGUUUCAACAAGAAUUCAACUCAGUGAUGGAAGAUUUCUUGCUUAUAGAGAAAGUGGUGUUACAAAGGAUAAAGCAAAACAUAGCAUCAUUGUUGUUCAUGGUUUUGGAAGCUCUAAAGAUAUGAACUUUCCUGCACCACAAGAACUAAUAGAUGAGCUAGGAGUAUAUAUUCUGCAUUAUGAUCGAGCUGGUUAUGGACAAAGUGAUCCAAAUCCCAAACGCUCGCUGAAAAGUGAAGCACUUGACAUUGAAGAACUAGCUGAUCAGUUACAAAUAGGAUCAAAAUUUCAUGUGAUUGGAGUUUCAAUGGGAUCAUAUGCUACCUGGAGUUGUCUGAACUAUAUCCCUAACAGGCUAGCUGGUGUGGCUAUGAUAGCACCAACCAUCAACUAUGAAUGGCCUUCCCUUCCUCAGAGUCUUGUAAGGGAUGACUACAGAAGGAAACUUAUUAAGAUUGCUAUGUGGCUUGCAAGAUAUUCUCCUACACUGUUACACUGGUGGGUGAGUCAAAAGUGGCUCCCUUCAAAUUCUGUCAUAGAAAAAAAUCCAGCAUUCUUCAACAAAAGAGAUAUAGAAAUUUUAGAGAGAAUUCCAGGGUUUCCAAUGCUUACUAAGGAAAAAUUGAGGCACGAGGUUGUUUAUAACACUCUCAGGGGUGAUUGGAUGACUGCCUUUGGCAAUUGGGAAUUUGAUCCAAUGAAGCUUAGUAAUCCAUUCCCUCAAAAUAACAGAAGUUCAGUUCACAUUUGGCAGGGCUAUGAAGAUAAAGUAGUGCCCUCUCAAAUUCAAAGGUUCAUUUCAGAGAAGCUACCAUGGAUACAAUAUCAUGAAGUUGUAGAUGGUGGCCAUUUAAUUGUACAUUAUAGUGGCUUAGGCGAGGCGAUUUUGAAGGCACUUUUACUUGGGGAAGAAGAUAUUUCAUAUAAACCUAGAUCAUCAUCGAUAUCUGUAUCAUGAUUUGUCAUGAUAUGAUUAUAGACCAUUAUGUUGUUGGCUUAUUUUUUUUAGGAGAAUGUUAGAUAUGUGUAAAUCACAUUCAUUGGUUGAAAGGAGGAAAAAGUUAUAUAUCAUGUAUAUCAACUUUUUUUCAUUUUUGAAAGAAAUGUUAGAAACAUAUUUCUUUGCUAA
This is a messenger RNA of Medicago truncatula (barrel medic), 1525 nucleotides long. RefSeq lists its product as uncharacterized. The record is from RefSeq and is a predicted model, not a curated record. The transcript has 5 exons. The coding region runs from base 269 to 1354 and encodes 361 amino acids. NCBI's taxonomy places the organism in Eukaryota, Viridiplantae, Streptophyta, Magnoliopsida, Fabales, Fabaceae.